Molecule: messenger RNA, 3077 nt
Organism: Xyrauchen texanus (razorback sucker)
Lineage: Eukaryota; Metazoa; Chordata; Actinopteri; Cypriniformes; Catostomidae
Gene: ccdc43
Product: coiled-coil domain containing 43
Exons: 5
Coding region: 199-933 (244 amino acids)
Source: RefSeq, a predicted model, not a curated record
UAGAGUAUUUUAGCAUAGCAUCUAUAUAGUUAUUUAGAUUAUUUAGUGUAGUCUAGGUAGUUAAUUAGCAUAUUUGUUAGUGUAGUAUUGUUAGAAGCAUAGUUAGUUAGUAGCAUAGUAUUGCGUCAGUUAGGAUAGCUUCAAGUUAGCGUAGAUUAUCUGUAUUUAGUACAGUGGUCAGGAUGGUAUGCAGGUGUAAUGUUGCUGGUUGCAACAGCACUGCUGGACUGUAUUGCUUUCCAUAUAGACUUGGAAAUUAGGCGCCAGGGGUUGCACGUCCUUGUUCUGGAAGACCGCGAGUUCCCGCCUAGAGCUGUAGGAGUGUGCAAACUGCAUUUUACGCGGGAUUGCUUCUCCAAUGCAAUGGAGGUGGAAAUGGGCUUCUCCAAACAGCUCGCGCUGAAAAGCGACGCAGUGCCAAACGCUGCUCCUCCUGCAUGGACUCCACCACCGCAGCGGCGUCUUGAGGAGGAAGACACGCUUGAGGAGGUUUGUCAGCAGAUCUUAAAACAGUGGACUGAGUGCGGCAGCAGAUCUAAGGUGAAGGGGAAUCAAGCAAAUGAUGAGGUUCAGGCCAUUGCCAGUAUGAUAGAGAAGCAGGCACAAAUUGUGGUCAAACAGAAGGAGGUGUCAGAGGAUGCCAGGAAAAGAAAAGAGGCUUUGCUUGCCCAGUAUGCUAAUGUCACGGAUGUGGAGGAUGAAGAGGAGGAAGAGCAAACUCCUGUGGCAAUACCCAGUGAGAAAUCACUUUUCAAAAACACCAACGUAGAGGAUGUUCUGAACCGUCGCAAGCAUCAGCGUGAGCAGGUCAAAGAGGAUGCACAAAAAAAGAAGGAACAAGACAAGAUGCAACGUGAGAAAGACAAACUGGCCAAGCAGGACCGCAAGGACAAAGAAAAGAAACGCACACAGAAGGGAGAGCGCAAGAGAUAGAGAGGAAAUGCAUCCAAGAAAACUACAAUAAGGUUCUUUCCAAAAGAAAUUGGGAGAAAAUAUAAUGCAACCUCGUCUGACAAUGUAUGCACCCAUAUCUUGGUCUAGUACUGUUUACAGAAUGAUAAAAGAAAGUCUAAUGUGAAUUUUGUUGGCUUGUACAAAACCAACUACAAACCAGCAACUGGGUGAAUAUUGUAUCACUUCAACCCAUUCAUUUAUUACAGGUGAUGACUGCUGUGCUAAUUGUUUUAACAUUAACCAGCAGGUAACCAUACAUACUUGUUUCUAAAAUCAGCAUAAAACAGUUUUUUGCCUUGACAGACAUUCAGAUGUCCUGUGAACAUGUUUAUUUUUUUAUGAGAUAUCUUUUGCAGACUGCUUUUCAAUAGCACUCCAAUUAUUUUUAAUACACAGUAACCCACGACAUGGGAAGCAUGCAGAAAAAAUAUUUAUUGAACUAAUUUUCAAAGCAGCAUGAAACUAUUGGAAGCCUUCUUGUCAUGUUGCAAUAUAUGGAGAUGGCUCAGAGACAACCCAAAGACAGAGAAACAUAAUUUAAUGGGAGAAUAUAUCGACACGUACAGUUAAAUGUCCCACAAACAUCUCUUGGUAGACGUUUCUGUCUCAGUUCUGUGGUUUAUAUUUAUGAUGUUAGCUUUGCAGGACAGUAAGCAUGUGUGACGUUCUUUUAGGCAAGUGAGGUGUGUGUGUGUGUGUGUGUGUGUGUGUGUGUGUGUACACACACACAAUGGACAACUGUUCAUUUGAAGCUAAUACAUAUUGUGCCAAUACCUUUUGCCUUCUCAUGUACUGUUGGGCUACACUGUAUGCAAACAUAUAUUUAUAUCUAUAGUGGCUAAUAACUCAUAACAUCAGAUGAUUCAAUCCCUCUUUUUUAGAGUUACAUAAUUUUAAAAUUUAGUGUGCUAAAGCAUCCCAAAAUUGGGACAAUAAAUUAGAGUUGUGUAAAUGAACAUUUGUGUUUACUCUUGACUGAUGUGACAAGAUCAAGACAUAGUCUAAAUAACAGAGUUGUAAUCAUCCACAUGCUUUUUCAAAUCUAUAUGCCUUUCUUUCUUACAUGGAACAAAAAUGGAGAUGUUGGGCAUAAUGACAGUCUCGGUCACCAUUCACUCUGCAUCUUUUUUAUUUAUUUUUUUCUCCAUUCAAGGAAAGUGAAUGGUGACUGGGGCUACAUCUCAUUUGAUGUUCCUCGGAUGAAAGAAAGACAUAUAACACGUGGACGAGUAAGUGAUUACAAAUUUUUUUUUAAAAUAAAUAAUUAUAGAAUUUCAUUUUUGGGUGAACUAUGCCUUUAAAAUUAGUCAUGGAGAAUGUAGUUUUGUUUUUAAACAUUUUAAGGAACUUUAGAAGAGCAGUUUUUAACAUAAAUUUUCAUUGUCUGUCCUGAAUGCUUGAAAGCUGUUAAACAUUUUGAUUAGAUGAUCUUUUUUUAUAUGCAAUAAUAGCUGUAAGCUCUAGAAUACUGGUGCAAUUGUUACACAUUCUAAUUCCAUCUUUCCAAACACAUGCUUUCCAAACAUAUACAGUAUCUCACAAAAGUGAGUACACCCCUCACAUUUUUGUAAAUAUUUGAUUAUAUCUUUUCAUGUGACAACACUGAAGAAAUGACACUGCUACAAUGCAUAGUAGUGAGUGUACAGCUUGUAUAACGGUGUAAAUUUGCUGUCCCCUCAAAAUAACUCACACACAGCCAUUAAUGUCUAAACCUCUGGCAACAAAAGGGAGUACACCCCUAAGUGGAAAUGUCCUAUCCCUUUAAUAUACUGUAAGGUCUGAGCCUUAACUGAUUGACUAGAUAUUAGUGGGCUUUUGGGGAAAAAUGAAAGUUACUAGAUAAAUGCUUAGAAUGGAAUGAGAGUGAGAAAAAUGUUUACAAAUGGCUUUAAAAAAAUCAGCCAACUAUAUUUUUUAUUAAGGAAAGUUGAUGAGGACACUACUCUGUUAAAAAGAUUCCCAGCAAACAGUUUAAAAUUCAAAUGAGCAACAUAUUUACUGCAGCUCUACUGAGUGAUGUUUUUGCAAAUGUUUCAUUUUAUACAGACCAGGGUCUGCUUUUUUAAUUAAUAUGCAUUAAUUAAGUGUAUUCUGAAACAAUAUUUAAGUAAAUAAAUUGUAGU